AUGUUAUGCGACUAUCAUGGUACUCAUGGUCACCGAACGGAGGAUUGCCGACAACUAAGGGAUGAAGUUGCCCGGUUACUGAAGAACGGUCACUUACGUGAAUUUUUGAGUGACCGAGCAAAAGGGCAUUACAAAAACAAGGAAGCAAUCAAGAAGGCUGAACCGGCAAAACCUCAACACGUGAUCAACAUGAUUAUUGGAGGAGUAGAAAUUUCCCGAGGUCCAAUGAUGAAGAAAAUGAAGGUCUCGAUCAGUCGGCAAAAAAGAACCAGAGAUUAUGUACCGGAGGGAUUCGUUUCCUUCAACGAUAAAGACAUGGAGGGCAUCAUUCAACAUCACAAUGAUGGUUUGGUAAUUUCUGUCCUUAUAAAUAAAUCUCAGGUUAAACGUAUUUUGAUUGAUCCAGGUAGUUCGGCCAACAUUAUCCGUUGGAAAGUGGUGGAGCAGCUGGGUCUGUUGGACCAAAUUGUACCAGUAUCCCGGCUCCUUAACGGGUUCAACAUGGCAUAUGAAACAACGAAAUGA
Molecule: messenger RNA, 525 nt
Organism: Lycium barbarum (goji berry)
Lineage: Eukaryota; Viridiplantae; Streptophyta; Magnoliopsida; Solanales; Solanaceae
Exons: 1
Coding region: 1-525 (174 amino acids)
Source: RefSeq, a predicted model, not a curated record